Messenger RNA from Rhinolophus ferrumequinum (greater horseshoe bat), 4991 nucleotides. RefSeq names its product ADCYAP receptor type I (gene ADCYAP1R1). Gene Ontology annotation, cellular component: neuron projection; plasma membrane. The transcript has 17 exons. The coding region runs from base 647 to 2137 and encodes 496 amino acids. NCBI's taxonomy places the organism in Eukaryota, Metazoa, Chordata, Mammalia, Chiroptera, Rhinolophidae. Gene Ontology annotation, molecular function: vasoactive intestinal polypeptide receptor activity; G protein-coupled peptide receptor activity; peptide hormone binding. The record is from RefSeq and is a predicted model, not a curated record. Gene Ontology annotation, biological process: cell surface receptor signaling pathway; adenylate cyclase-modulating G protein-coupled receptor signaling pathway.
UGCUGGUGUCUGCCUCCCGGCAAGGCGAAAGCAGCGGGCUGGUCGGCUCCCCUCUACCGACACCCCCGGCCUAACUCCUCCCCCGGGCGCUCAUUGGCCUGCACCCCACCCCCCGGCCUGUGAAGUGCAGGGGGUUGCGGGUGAGUUGGGGGUGGUGGAGGUGGUGGUCUGUCGCCUCCCUCCAGCCCCAGGCCUGGCCUCUUCGCAGAGGCGGCGCCGCCUCUCCGCAGGGCAGACCCGGCUGGGCGGGCGCUGGACCGGGGGAGGGCGAGGGCAGGCGGGGGACGCGGCGCGCGCUCGGCCCCGGGCGUGACUGACAGCCGUGGCUCUAGGCGAGCGCGGAUCUUGCGUGCGCACACUCACACGCCGCGGUGCAGGGACCCACGGCCACCAACUGCCGGCGGACAAACGGACGCAGAGACCCGGGCUCGGUGCGCGCUCCUGGGCACACGCGCUCUUCAUCCACCCGCGGCGAGGGGUGCAGACUCGCCACCGCGCGCCAUCCCCGCCGAGUCUGCUCAGACCGACCUGCAGCCCGAAGCCCCGCGACGAGGCCCCUCCGGGAGCAGCCCCUGACACCGUGGGGCUGCUCUGAGUGGGAGGUGAGCAGUGCUGGCCGGAGCCUCCUUCCGGGCUGAGAAGCAUCAUGGCCAGCGUCGUCGUGCAGGCUGCCCUGGUAGCUCUCCUGCUGCCCAUGAUCCCCGCCAUGCACUCCGACUGCAUCUUCAAGAAGGAGCAAGCCACGUGUCUGGAGAAGAUCCAGAGGGCAAAUGACCUGAUGGGCUUGAACGACUCCUCCCCAGGCUGCCCCGGGAUGUGGGACAACAUCACGUGUUGGAAGCCCGCCCACGUGGGCGAGAUGGUUCUCGUCAGCUGCCCCGACCUGUUCCGAAUCUUCAAUCCAGACCAAGUCUGGGAGACAGCAACCAUCGGAGAGUUCGGUUUCGUGGACAGUAACUCCUUGGAUCUCUCAGACAUGAGGGUGGUGAGUCGGAACUGCACGGAGGACGGCUGGUCAGAGCCGUUCCCUCAUUAUUUCGAUGCCUGUGGAUUUGAUGACUAUGAAUCGGAGCCUGGGGACCAGGAUUAUUACUACAUGUCGGUGAAGGCCCUGUACACGGUUGGCUACAGCACGUCCCUCGUCACCCUCACCACUGCCAUGGUCAUCCUGUGUCGCUUCCGGAAGCUGCACUGCACCCGAAACUUCAUCCACAUGAACCUAUUCGUGUCGUUCAUGCUGAGGGCCAUCUCCGUCUUCAUCAAAGACUGGAUCCUCUAUGCCGAGCAGGACAGCAACCACUGCUUCGUCUCCACUGUGGAAUGCAAGGCCGUGAUGGUUUUCUUCCACUACUGCGUCGUGUCCAACUACUUUUGGCUGUUCAUCGAGGGCCUGUACCUCUUCACCCUGCUGGUGGAGACCUUCUUCCCUGAGAGGCGAUACUUCUACUGGUACACCCUUAUUGGCUGGGGGACCCCAACUGUGUGUGUGUCGGUGUGGGCCAUGCUGAGGCUGUACUUUGAUGACACAGGCUGCUGGGAUAUGAACGACAACACAGCUCUGUGGUGGGUGAUCAAAGGUCCUGUGGUUGGUUCCAUCAUGGUGAACUUCGUGCUCUUCAUCGGCAUCAUUGUCAUUCUCGUUCAGAAACUUCAAUCUCCGGACAUGGGAGGCAACGAGUCCAGCAUCUACUUAACAAAUGUAAGCCUGGGAGUCCCCAAGAAAGCCCGAGAGGACCCCCUGCCUGUGCCCUCAGACCAGCAUUCACUCCCUUUCCUACGGCUGGCCCGCUCCACUCUGCUGCUCAUCCCGCUGUUUGGAAUCCACUACACAGUGUUUGCCUUCUCCCCGGAGAAUGUCAGCAAGAGGGAGAGACUCGUGUUUGAGCUGGGGCUGGGCUCCUUUCAGGGUUUCGUGGUGGCUGUUCUCUACUGUUUCCUGAAUGGGGAGGUGCAGGCAGAGGUCAAGCGUAAAUGGCGGAGCUGGAAGGUGAACCGCUACUUCGCCGUGGACUUCAAGCAGCGGCACCCAUCCCUGGCCAGCAGCGGGGUGAACGGAGGCACCCAGCUCUCCAUCCUGAGCAAGAGCAGCUCCCAGAUCCGCAUGUCUGGCCUCCCAGCGGACAACCUGGCCACCUGAGCUCCCCUCCCCCUCCUCUCCUGCACACACAGGCGGGGCUGCAGGCGGGCACCAGCCCACGCAUGUUGCACCUCUUCUCUCCCUUCGGGCAGGCCCUGGGCUGGAAGCUGGGCUCCCCGAGGGGGUAGAAGGAGGCAGGGCGCAGAUGGGUGUUUCCCCUCCCCGCUGUUUGCACUGGCCCCACCCACCAUGGACCCCUGGGCCCUGCCCCAGACAUGUAAAUACUCCUCAGAUUUGGAAAAGUUGUCUCAUCCUGACUGAGUGUCCCCAGUGUCCCUGCUCCCCUCCAGUGGGUCCCCAGUUCCACCCCGCCCUGUCUCCUCAGCCUCUGUCAUCAUUUGAUCCUAUGUGUGAGGCUUCGUGAGUGAGGCUGGCGACAUUGGCUUGGGGGUUUGGGUGACAGCCUCCCACAGUGUCUGAUUCUCAGUGUCGAGUCCUUGAGUCUAUUCGCACCCUGGGGCCCUCCUGGGGCCCGGCCGAGGCUCUGAGGCCGGCCAGAGGCCCAGCUUGGAUGGCCAGAGUGUCCCUCGGUGCAGGCCAGACGUGAGCUCCCUCGUGCUCCCCAAACAUCUUGGUCUCCAGGUGCCCAGCUCCUGGGUAUCGGGGCAAUGGGACAGCUCCAGGACCCUCAAUCAGAGACUUCAGCUGGGUGUGGGGCUAAAGGUCUGGGAAAGUUCUGGUGCUUUUCAUUCGGCCCAAGAAGAAUUGCUGAGAGCCAGAAAGGUGGAUGUGAUUGAAAAGGAGAUGGAAAGAGUUUAGGUGGACCCAUGGAAGAAGAGCUUCACCAUCUUCAUUAUUUUACCCUCAACUCGAGGUGGGCAGGGUUUUGUCUGGUUGCCACCCUUCUGUUCCUCCCACCCAGGCAUCCGCUGUAGAAGGUGACGUCACAUGGAUGCCUCGGAGAACCUACUCUGCAACCAUGCCUACCACCCAGGGCCCCUGAACAUCCCGUUCUCCAUUUCCCCGUAAGUCAAAGCCAUGACUAGGACGAACCAGACUCCUUCCUGUGACGUCAGUGAGUCCUGAAGCAUCUUACACCUCUGUGUGCCCAAGUCCAGGGCACACUCCCACCCCCACUCCCACCCCAGUGGAUGAUGAGGGAGCUCCAGCCACCAGCGCUUGGGGCUUGGACUCAGCUACUGAAAUCUCGGAGACCUCUGCCAAGACAUGUUCCUCAGCUUUUGCCAUUGAAUCACCACAGAAGGACACUUGGGUGCCCUGGGUAUUGAGAGGGGAAGCCACGCCCCCCCACCCCUACGGCUGUUAGCAGAAGCUGCUGAUGGAAAGUGUGGGCACCUGUCCUGGUUCCCCACAGUCUAAUCAUUUAAAAUGGGCAGAACCAAGUUUGAGGAAAGUGCUAGAGUGCCAUGGCCCCUGUGUGGGGCCUGCUUUGUUCCAUGUCAGCUUUUGGUGUUCCUGUCCGUGUGUUUGUGGACUUGUUUUAUGAUCGUGCUCCGGAAUGCUUGCAGCGUUGAGGUGGAGGGGGAAUGCUGCUCUGCCAGGUUUUAGAAAGAGGAAGGGGCCUGGGGGCUUGUGGAACUGUUCGUUUCUGGAGAGGCCUUUGAAGUGACUGGAGCGGGGUGUAGCUGCUGGGUUUAGAGCCGAGUCCUGUGUCCUCGGCCAGUGAAUCACUGUGGACCCCGGGUCUUCAGCCAAGACGGAGAGAGAAAGGAAGCUACCUGCCGUUUCCUGGGCACAUUUGGCGACUCGGGCUGGCCGUGGGGUGCAAAGCGGCCCUCCCGUCCUGCACCUGGGAGACAAGUGCUUUCCCCAGGUGGCUGUCCACUGGCCACCUUGCACUUUGGGCCCCGUUGAGGGGCCUGCAAUGCUUGAGAGGAGCCACAGGCUGGGAUUCACAGACAGGAUCUGGCCCAGUCGGGCUAAGUCCACUGAGACUGGACAGAGCACUCCCGGUCUGGGCCUCAGUUUCCCCUCUUGUGAGAUGGGGCAAUUUGUAAUGCUUCUCUGGGCUCCGUAUUUCAGCGAUUCUCCAGUUCGAAACUGAGGCAGGUAAAAGGGUGUGUAUCAUUAUUAUGCGUGUCAUCUAAGGUUUUGAAGUGUAUGUCUAUGUGUGGAGGGUGGGAGGUGCUGUUUCUACUUAGAAAUGAAACAUAUGUCUCUCCCAUUUGGAUGCCACAGUGGAGGCUGGUGGGCUGGAGGGAAGGGUCAUUCCCAGGACAAUUGGACAGGUGCCGUGGGUGCAGACCCAACCCUGUCCCUGGCCUAAGGCAGGGUGCCACGACUGGGUGGGCUUUAGUUACCUCCAGAUCUUGGGACUGGGCCCCCCGAGUAUGGACCCUGUUUCUUCACCUUUGCCGCCACCAGCAGGUCUGCUUCACUGUGGAAGAAGAGGCUUUGACUUUGUGUAGAGAUCAUCACAAAACAGCAAAAAGAAAACAAGCCCGGAUUCUUUGUGCUGCUGCCUGAGCCCUGGGCCUGCGUCCUCGUAGAGGUUCCAGGUUCCUGCUGGUUUGUGUUGAUCUCUGAACGAAUUAUUGCCAGUCUUGUGAGCAGGUGUGUUCGAUGUAUUUUGGAUGUUCCAGGAGGUUAGGCAGCUGGCCUUCAGGGUCACAGGCAGUGGGAGGGCAGCAUGAGGUCUGGAUAAAACCCUUCCUUCUCUGACCCUUUGUUUUCAAGUCUGUAAAAUGGGCAGUAAGGCUAGACGAUCUAGCUAGCUCAUUGGAUCUCUGGAAUUCUCUGUCUAAACACCAGCCAUCUAUUGGGAAUGGACCCCAGGCAAGGAUUGUAGAUUUGCCUGGUCCAGGAAAGGAUAAGAAAUCGUGCUCAGUAAGGAGGGGUUGAGGGCUUUGGGAAUGGUUAGGUUGUUUCCUGACUCCAUGUCUCUAGAGGGUUG